UACGUACUUGUGUGGAUAUACGUAAAGAUUCAAAUAAUGUAAACACGGAAAAUUUACUGGUAUAUAUUCUACUAAACGCAAUUAUCGAAAUCUUUUUCCAUUAAAAGUAAUUAUCGAAAACACAAUAAAAAUCUAUGCAUCGAAAAAUAAACUAUUUAUGUGCUAUGCCAGAAUGUGGAUGACGAUCGAUUUCUUUACCGGCAAGCAAAGAUGUAGACAAUGAAAAUAAUUUUACAAGAUAUAAAAAUAUUUCGUAUUCUAUCCAUUUUCACCUCUUGUUUUUAAUAUCGAUAUCGAUACAAUGACAAAUUUUUUACGAGCCUAAUGCCUAAUAAGUACCUAACCUACAAACGUGUUGCGAAGUAUUAAAAACACAUUAUUUUAAAAUAUAAACUUAUCAUUAAUCGUGCAUGUGUUUGUGAAGUUUUAUUUGUUGAAUGUAUUUAUAUAUCAUACGGACAUGAAAUCUAAAUCGUUCGAACUGCCAAAACAGUCUGCGGACAAAGUGAAACAAACAACAUAUGACUUUGUAAACUUUUAUAAAUCCGCCUCCGAUACUAGUGGUAAUUUAGUUGAGAAACGCAAAUCCGACGACCGGAUCAUCAAAGAAAAUGUCGUUACAAAUAAAUUACUCACGCCGAAAAUAAGGGGUAACAAAAAAAAUAAGAAAUUCCAUAAUAAUAUUUUUAAUUCGCCCCACGCCACUGAAAGUGCUUCUUUGGACGAUUCGAAGGUAACAUCGACACCUAAUGUAGUAAAAAAAGACGUAAAGUCGGAAGUUAAAUCCAUAAUUAAAAAUAAAUCUCCAAUAGAAAGCUCAAUGGAAGAGUCCAACAUUAAUAUUUCUAAUAUUAAAUCUAAAAAGAGAAAUAAGUCUGUCAGUUUUAUGCUAGAUGACACUGAAGGAGUUGCCAUAAAGAAGUCCAAGUCAGAGGGAAAGGCAAGUCACCCAGAAAAACUGGAUAAAAAUGAAGGCAAAAUUAAAAAGCCUAAAAAGUCUAAAAAGAAACUGCACGAUGAAAAAGAAAAUAAAGGUGAUUUAAGAAACAACAUCAUAGAUACUGCAGCAAUAGAAGCUGACACUUUACAGCUCAAUAACAAUAAUAAUAUAGAAAAUACACAUGAAACUACAGAGAAAACUGUUAAAAAACAUCACAACAAAGUUAAAAAAGCUAAAACCGUUACAGUGGAAGGUAAUUCUGUCACAAUAAAUAGAGAGGGCGAUGAAGUUAAAAUAAAGAAGAUUAAAAAGAAAAAGCGUCACAUCGCACCAACAGAAUUAGAUACAGAGAAUGCUGAAACAGAUGGAGAACCUGCCCAAAAAUCCCCAAAAAAGGAUUCAAAGCCAGAUAAAAUAGCACAAGAUUUGGAAAAUUUGAAUAUUGGAGACAAUGCACACACUCUAACAAAUCUGUUAGAUGAAAUGCUAGUUGUUGAUAAGAAUAAGAAAAGGAAAAAUAAACAGAAACUCAAAGAUAAAGAAAAGAAAAAUAAAUCAACACUCACAAGUAGUACAGGCAGUGAGGUUGAAGGUGCAGAGAAAAAGAAAGGCAAAGAUAAGAAGCAAAAGAUACAUAAGACAGUAAAUACAAAUGCUGAACAAAGUACAAAUACUGAAGGUGAGGUAUCCGAAGAGAAAGAGAAAGUCAAAUGGGUCAAACGUAAGUGGAACAAGGACAAAAAGGGUGGUGCAGCUGUAGACAAACACUUAACCUCAGUUAUUGUUGAAAAUCUGCCCUUUGACAUUAUGUUUACUUACAAAAAACUCUUGGCAGAGCAUUUUGAAAAGUUUGGAAUGAUAAGACAGGUUGGAAUUGCUGAAAUGUAUCCCACAGAGGACCCUAAGCCUGUGUUUACCACAACAAUUAACUUCUACAGUGAAGAUGGUGCAGAGAAGGCGUUAGAAGAAGACAACACAGUAUUCGAAGGCGCCCGAAUCCGUGUGAAGCGCCCGCAGCCGCCGACGCUGACGACGCUGGUGGUGCGCUCGUACGCGGACCUGACCGAGCAAGCCCUGAGCUCCGCGUUCAGCGGCGCCGGACGGAUCCGGAGCAUCAGGCAUUUGGUUAAAGGAAAGAAGUCUUUGUCAACAGCCUUCAUAGAAUUUGACGGACCAAAAUCGGUAGAGCGCGCUUUAAAGAUGGCGGACGACGCUAAAAUUGGCGGGAAGAAGAUACACGUUGCCAAAUAUGAGUUACGCGCCACAAACAAGAGACAAGACAGGAAUCAAGAAGAGAAUGACGAUAGUGACAAUUCAAAUGAAUAAUUUUUUUAUAGAGGAUUCCAUUUUUCUGUGACAAGGUCUGAAAAUUGCUAUAGCUAAACGGGCGAUUAAAUUAAAAAGAUGAUAUACGGAACGGAACUCCUUAAUUUUUUUAUUUAACAUCCAAUAUAAUCCAUCAAAUGUAAUCCGAUUUUGAUGCUGAUUCUGUCAUUGGUUAUAUAUUUGUAAUAGCGCCAU
Messenger RNA from Pararge aegeria (speckled wood butterfly), 2461 nucleotides. RefSeq lists its product as uncharacterized. The record is from RefSeq and is a predicted model, not a curated record. Lineage: Eukaryota; Metazoa; Arthropoda; Insecta; Lepidoptera; Nymphalidae. Bases 461 to 2266 code for a protein of 601 amino acids. Gene Ontology annotation, cellular component: cytoplasm; nucleus; ribonucleoprotein complex. Gene Ontology annotation, molecular function: mRNA binding. The transcript has 5 exons.